Messenger RNA from Trematomus bernacchii (emerald rockcod), 708 nucleotides. Its product is annotated as AT-rich interactive domain-containing protein 4A-like. Lineage: Eukaryota; Metazoa; Chordata; Actinopteri; Perciformes; Nototheniidae. Gene Ontology annotation, biological process: regulation of transcription by RNA polymerase II. The annotation marks the transcript as partial. Gene Ontology annotation, cellular component: nucleus. Gene Ontology annotation, molecular function: transcription cis-regulatory region binding. The record is from RefSeq and is a predicted model, not a curated record. The transcript is spliced from 7 exons.
UUUCCCUCGUGGCGCCGUGUUCGUAUAGACCAAUAGCAACGCCAGUACGAGGUAUGUCCAAUUAAAACGGAGGGAUCUGUUAACCAAUCAGAUUUCCCCGUUCUGACCGCCGCUGUCACCGCAGCCAAUCAGGUGUCGGGAAACAGAGCUCCGGGCUCAACAGCUUGUUGUUCGUGAAUCUGUUCGCAGAGAGAAGGAAGCGGAGAGAAAACAGAUCACCAUCUUCCGAGCUGGACUCCCUCAAAUAGCCGGCGAGAUGAAGGCAGCAGAAGAGCCUCCCUACCUGUCCGUGGGGACGGAUGUUAGCGCCAAAUACAGAGGAGCCUUCUGCGAGGCCAAGAUCAAGACCGUGAAGCGCAUGGUGAAGGUCAAGGUGAGCCUGAAAGGUGAGAGCACGUCUCAGGUGGUCCAGGACGACCAGGUGAAAGGAGCCCUGAAGGUGGGCUCCACGGUGGAGGUGAAGACUAACGAGGGUCUGAGCAGCGAGGCGGUCAUCAGCAAGCUGACAGACGCCAGCCUCUACACCGUGGUGUUUGAUGAUGGAGAUGAGAAGACUCUUCGUCGUACGUCUCUGUGUCUGAAGGGAGAGAGACACUUUGCAGAGAGCGAGACUCUGGACCAGCUGCCUCUCACCAACCCGGAGCACUUCGGCACGCCGGUCAUCGGGAAGAAGAAGAACCGCGGGGGGCGGCGCUCCUCCCAGGCUGU